Peromyscus leucopus (white-footed mouse) is the source of this 1933-nucleotide messenger RNA. It is a transcript of the gene Vcpkmt, whose product is annotated as valosin containing protein lysine methyltransferase. The record is from RefSeq and is a predicted model, not a curated record. Gene Ontology annotation, cellular component: cytoplasm; cytosol. Gene Ontology annotation, biological process: peptidyl-lysine methylation. The transcript has 6 exons. Bases 31 to 717 code for a protein of 228 amino acids. Gene Ontology annotation, molecular function: protein-lysine N-methyltransferase activity. NCBI's taxonomy places the organism in Eukaryota, Metazoa, Chordata, Mammalia, Rodentia, Cricetidae.
CACGCGCCGCAGCCUGCGGCGGCGGCAGCCAUGGCGGCCGCCCGGGAGCCGGCGGCGGAGGACCCGCUGUGGAGCUUUGUGCGGGUUCUGGAGAAGCGGGACGGGACGGUGCUUCGGCUGCAGCAGUACGGCUCCGGGGGCGUGGGCUGCGUGGUGUGGGACGCCGCCAUCGUCCUCUCCAAGUACCUGGAGACGCCGGCGUUCUCCGGCGGCGGGGCCCACGCGCUGAGCCGCCGCUCGGUGCUGGAGCUGGGUUCGGGCACCGGGGCCGUGGGGCUGAUGGCCGCCACCCUCGGGGCAGAUGUUGUAGUCACUGAUCUGGAGGAGCUGCAAGACCUGCUGAAAAUGAACAUCAGCAUGAACCAGCAUCUCGUGACUGGGUCUGUUCAAGCCAAGGUACUGAAAUGGGGGGAAGAAUUAGAAGACGUGACUUCACCAGACUACAUAUUAAUGGCUGACUGCAUAUACUAUGAGGAGUCCUUGGAACCAUUGCUGAAAACAUUAAAAGAUCUCAGUGGAUCUGAAACUUGUAUUAUAUGUUGUUAUGAACAGCGUACAAUGGGGAAAAAUCCAGAAAUUGAGAAAAAAUAUUUUGAGCUCCUCCAACUAGACUUUGACUUUGAGGAAAUUCCCUUGGAGAAACACGAUGAAGAAUACCGAAGUGAGGACAUUCAUAUUAUAUACAUCAGAAGGAAAAAAUCAAAACUGCCAUCAUGAAUCCCCCUUCCAUCUUACCCACGCUCCUGACAUCCUGGGUAAGGUGCAGCUGUGAAUGGAGCAUGUGCAUACAGCAUGGGAGAGUGCGUUACAGUUUCUCCAGCAUGUCCUUAGAGACCUGUCCAUGGAUGACGACCACCACGGACCGCCCCCGGUGUGAAACACCUGCCUGCAGCGGACCUGCGGUCCAACUUGGGUUAACUUAGCUCAGCACCAAGGUCUGCUUAAAGAAACACUGGGAUCACUCACAUAAAAAUAAAUUUGAGGUUAGCCUCAGUUCUACAGCAGCAUGGUUGACUCAGUACAUUUUCGAGAAACUAGAGAUAAGUUGAUUCGAUUUCCAAUGAUAUCUAUCUGUUACUAUAUAGUAAUGUUUUGAGGGCUGGUCAUGGUGGCGCACGCCUUUGAUCCCAGCACUGGGGAGGCAGAAGCAGGCGUGUUUCUAAGUUCCAGACCAGCCUGGUCUACAGAACCAGUUCCAGGCGUAAUGAGACCCAGUCUCAAGAGAGAAGGAAAAAACAAAAGUAGAGAUAAGUCGGCCCAAUUAGCAAUCAUAGUUAUCUCUUACUGUAUGAUUAUGUUUAACUUAGAAGCAGUAAAUUUUAAUUUGUCUUUCAGGUAAAUUUCAAAGACAGUCAUACUUUUACAUAGUUGUGUAAUAGUGUUUUUUCUUUUUCCUGAUACAUUUAAUGCUUAUGUGUUCUUUUAAAAGAAACCGAAAAUAUUACCUUGCGUCUUUACUGGUCAGAGUUUUUGUUUCCUCCAUUACAGGUAGUGAGUGAUUUCAAGAGUUAGGGGUCCUCCAGUGGGUCACUAAGACAGAUGCUAUCUCCAAAGGAUAGCAUGAGAAAAGAAAGCCAGUUACAGAUGUCUGUGCUUACACACAGCAGUUUUCUCGAGAAUGCCAUCCAAGAAAAUCUGAUUUUAAAAUACCAAUAUUAAGACAUCACAUUUACACGAAACUGGGUUUUUUUUUUUUUUUUAAGUAACUAAAAAUUAGUUCAGUGCACAUUUAUCACAUGCUUUUUACUACGUUGUCUCCAGUUUUUGUUCCAGUAAUCAAGCAGGUGACUUGUCACCACCAGUGACAAGUCUGUCAGUGACUUGAACACCACCACCACUUCCAAAAAAAGUAGUAACCAGAUGGAAUUCUGGGAUUCACAGUCAUGGUUCGAGAUGGCGCGUUUCACGUGUUGAAAUAAACAUGUUUCUGAAA